This is a messenger RNA of Strongylocentrotus purpuratus (purple sea urchin), 2045 nucleotides long. RefSeq names its product peroxisomal N(1)-acetyl-spermine/spermidine oxidase. NCBI's taxonomy places the organism in Eukaryota, Metazoa, Echinodermata, Echinoidea, Camarodonta, Strongylocentrotidae. The coding region runs from base 150 to 1721 and encodes 523 amino acids. The record is from RefSeq and is a predicted model, not a curated record. Gene Ontology annotation, molecular function: polyamine oxidase activity. The transcript has 7 exons.
UGUCAUGCCGCAGUGCAUGUGCUGAUAUCGGUCUCUCAAAUCGUUCGACGUUUUAGUAACAUACUUUGAAGGAUCUUCUUGGUCAAGUUUUGGAUUUUGGUUCUUUCUCUUACUUUUCAUUUCUAAAACGUCGUGAUAAAGACAGCCCGAUGGCAACAACAAGACGGAAAGUUGUGAUUGUUGGAGCUGGAAUAGCCGGGUUGUCUGCCGGGGUGGAGCUAAGCAGGUCGGGUCAAUAUGAGGUCAUCAUCCUGGAAGCUAUGUCGACGUUCGGGGGAAGGAUACAGACUCUAAAAGGAUUUGGUUCUCAUGCAAUAGAACUGGGAGCCAAUUGGCUGCAUGGUACCAAGGGUAGCCCUGUGUAUGAGCUGGCAAAGAAACACGACCUUCUCAGUAUGUCCGAUGGAAGCUCAUCUUCUUGCUCAUCUUCAUCAUCAAUAUCAUCUUCCAUUUUUGACGACAAUGAGGAUGCCAAGUGGUACAAAAAUAACAGUGCUGAAGAAAACCAAUAUAGAACAGAGGCUGGCGAGUGCAUGAACACCAAACUGGUCCUGCAAGCAAAGAAAAUGUUUGCAGAUGCUAUGGACAAGAAUGUUGACAGUAUACAUGUAUCUGAGGUGGACAUGGACCAAAAUACAGGUGACGCUCUAGCUCAGGGAUUCGCGGAGGAGUUGAAGCAUCGUGGAAUCGUCAACGACACUAAGGAGUACCACCAGUACUGGUUGAUCUACAAGCACUGCUGCAGCAUGGAGUGUCUGGACAUUGGGUCCAACACGCUCCGAGAUGCCCAGCUCAAGAGCUACGACAACUACAAGGAGCUGGAAGGGGGCUACUACACGACCCUGGGGGAGGAAGGCUACCAAGGUGUCCUGGAGAAACUGCUUGAGGACAUCCCCGAAGGCAGUAUUCUCUACAACACCCCUGUGGAAAGGAUACAGUAUGCUGACUGCAAUACUAGAAAUGGUAGUGUUCCUCAGGAUGAUGAUGAUGAUGCCGUUGUCACGGUGACCUGUGAGGAUGGGAGGACUUUCCGCUGUAGUCAUGUCAUCAUGACUGCGUCUGUCGGAUUUCUCAAGGAGAACUUGGAGACCUUUUUCAGGCCACCGUUGCCAGAAGACAAGCUCAGUGCUAUCAGAACGCUCCCGUAUGGAAAUGUCAACAAAAUUUUCCUUAAGUAUAAGCGGCCAUUUUGGAACUCGAGCGACUUUGGCCUUCAGGUCCUCUGGGAUGCGCCCUUGCCAACCAAGGAGGAAUCGGAGGAGGAAGAGAAGGAGAAAUUCUACCGGAUGCUUCCCGGAUUCGAUAUUGAAGACCGGAACGAUGACAUACUCGUUGGAUGGACGUACGGCAGAGGGGCAGAUUACAUGGAGACGUUAACUGAUGAAGAAAUUGGACAACGUUGUACUGCAAUACUGAGAAAGUUCUUAAACGACCCGUCCAUCCCCGAACCAGAGAAGGUUCUCUGCACGCGUUGGAAAGGGAAUCGGUAUCAACGAGGGGCGUAUGGAGCCUUCCUUCCGGUGCAGGCAUUGGGCAAGGAGAUCGAAGGUAUCCAGAGACCAGUUUACAGCAACAGGACAAGGCAUGGACAAAAGGUUCCUGUACUUCUCUUCGCCGGUGAAGCAUUCCAUAAAACGUACUUCUCGACAACUCAUGGUGCUAUGGUGUCUGGAAUGGACCAAGCUAAAGUUCUUAUCAAUUUCUCGUUGGUAUCAAAAUAAUCAUGUACAAUACUCUUAGGAUAUGAUUGAAGUUGCAUCCUUGAUGUUUCUUUUUCAUGCUUGUAAGUAAAAUGAAUAAAAUUAUGUGUUAGGUAAAAUAAAUGCCUGGGCCCGUAUUAAAUUCAAUACUUAGGUACGAAAUGUAAGCUUUUUACUUAGUAUUUCAUCGUUGACGAUUCCGCGCUGCUUCAGUAUUUUACCCUAAAUCUAAGCCAACUCCAUACCAGACUUAAGCCAAUUAUUUAGAGGCCUUGAUUGGCAGGCAUAUGGUUUUCUUACCCAGUACUUUAACCUGCGCACAAUUAUAUCAGCGCGCAUUUAUUG